AUGCCUGAUCCCUCAGGCUGGUCUGGGCAGGUGGGCUCCUGGUCUGCAGGAGGGCUUAUGGUCUACAGGAGGGCUGUGCUGUGGGGAGGAGUCUGUUUGGAGUCCAGUUUGGAGCUGCAGGAGGUCAGCAGCCUGUGUGGCAGUGGGGUUGCUGAAAAGGAGAUUAACUGGAUCUUCUAUGAGAUCCUCCAGGUUCAAAAGCUUGACCCCUCCCAGAAGGGCAUCAAGGAAGGACGGGACUAUGCUGAGAAGGAGAAAGCUGCAGCCAAGGCCCUGGAGGAUGUGAAGGCUAACUUCUACUGUGAACUAUGUGACAAGCAGUACCACAAACACCAAGAGUUUGACAACCACAUCAAUUCUUAUGACCAUGCUCACAAGCAGAGAUUGAAAGAUUUAAAACAAAGAGAAUUUGCUCGAAAUGUGGCUUCAAAGUCAUGGAAAGAUGAGAAGAAACAGGAAAAAGCACUCAAGCGACUCCACCAGCUUGCAGAGUUACGGAAGCAGUCAGAAUGCAUCACUGGGAAUGGACCACUGCUUAAAGUCCCCAGAUUAGUCAUGGAAAAGCAGCAAUCACCAGAUGGAAUUUUCCUGUACAAAAGCAACAAGUUCGCAGCCAGUUCUCAAAGAAUUGCCACAAGUGAAGGACUAGAUUUCUCCAGCAGCUUAGUAGAGAAACAGCAGCUUAUCAAAAGCAGGCAUCAGUCCCCUCCUGGAAGACCCCAUACCCUCAGAAAUCAAGCCUCACAAGUGUUCCCAGACAACACCAAUAUUUCUCAAAGGGCAGGAGUGUCUUUUUCAUUCUCCAAAAAGGUCCCUUCGAAGCUUGAGUCCUCGGCAUCAGUCUUCAGUGAGAAUUCUGAAGAAGGAAAUGAUUGUAGUGACUCCCCCAACCCUAAAACAAAGCAAAAUGUUGAUGGCUAUUGUUCUGGAACACUUUUGGAGGAGGACAUGAAAGCAAGCUUAGAUAAAGGGCCACCUAUUACACAAGACCAAAUGGAUUUGGAUAACUGUGCAUCAAGUCGCGUAGCUAUAAAACCUAAAAUGCUAAAGGAAAACUAUAAAAGUAGUGAUAGAGAAUUAGAAGAAAAGGUUGGUGCUAAUCCUUUAUUUUCUAAAGUCAAAAUACAGCUUUCACAUUUGGAUUUUUCUGGCUUACAUAGAGAAACAGAGCAAGAGAGCAAAUUGAAUGAGUCUGAGCAAGUAUUUGAAACUCUCAUUUCACCUUCAUGCCAAGGUAGCAACUUUUGUACACAGCCAAACAUCUACAAGCACAGCAAUGCCCACCUGUCUGACCAGUUACUUGAGCUUCAACAACAGCGAGAAGCUCAGCUGGCAUGCACAAGAAGUAUUAAUAGCAAUCUUGGGGUGGAAAAAAGAGAAAGAUCUUUGGAGAACUCAGAAACCACAAAUAGGAAUAUAGAAACACUUCCAAGGAAGAGAAUGGUUAAAGAUUCUAAGCCCCAGGCAUCGCCUUUCCUCCAUGUAGUGAGCAAAGAUGGCACCACGGCUCUGCAGUGGCCCACAGAAUUACUUUUGUUUACAAAAACGGAGCCCUGUAUUUCAUAUGGCUGUAAUCCAUUGUAUUUUGACUUCAGACUCUCUUUAAACCACAGAGAUGGUAAACAGCAUGAAACAAACAAAGCAACCUGUAAAGCACCCUCAAUAAAUAAGACUGCAGAUGAAAAUGAAGCCUCAGGUUUAAUACAACACAAGCAAAUGUCAAAUGAACAAGAUAAUCAGUUGUUGAAACCAAAGAAGAUGAAAGGUUCCCUAAAUCCAAGAAAGGCCAAGCAAAAAGCAAAGUCAAGCAUAGGGAAAGNAAUGAAUGAAAAUGGUAAAAAAUGCAUUGCAGAUUAUUUGCAUGAGAGUAUACCUAAAGUGCCUGCAUACCUUGAUUUCUCACAAAAAUAUUACAUGCCAGAAAAAAGUCUUCAUACAACAACACUGAGAAGACCUUUAAAGCAUCAUUUUCAUAGCUGUGAAAGAAAAAAACAGAACACUAGAAAUGAAAGCAUUUCCUUUUCUGCUUUUAUGUCUAGGAUUAAAAAGUCUAAAGCUGCAAAAUGUCAUUUAAUUUGUUCUGAGGAAAAGCAUGAAAACCGAAGUGACUGCAGAUCUGUUCGAGAUGUGGCCAGCUGCAGCAGUGAUAUAAGUGACAGUGGAAAAGAUUCUAGUGGAAGCUUCCUUAGUUAUAAAUCCAGUUCAAACAGCAGACAUUCAGAAAAUGAAGAAUAUGGAAGCUACAUGAGGUGCUGGAGUUUCCCAUCUCCUCAAAAGUCCUCCUCUGACACAUAUUCCAGCUUUUCUGACACUUCAACUAGCAGUACGAGUAGCUACAUGAGCUACACGAGUGCCACAAUGAACAAUCACAGCAGAAAUCAUUUCCUUUUUUGCUGUAAAAGAAAAAGCAAGACAGCUGAAAGGCACAAAUGGAAACACAGAAAGCACAAUUUUAUUUUCACUUCUGAUUAUACAGAUGAGGAUUAUCUUUGUUGUAGUAGAAGUCACAGAACUAGAGAUUGCACACAGUCUCUAGUUAAAUAUCGAAAAUAUCAAAGAUCUUCAAGACAUAAAGUUUUACAGCACAGAGACAGAUCUAAACACAGCAGAUGUAGACGCCAGCAUUUUGGCAAACUGCAUAGAAGUAGAAGCUGCCAUAGCUCCAAAAGCAGCUCCAUCAGAGAUUCAAGAAGCAGUGAGAGAUCAUCUAGUAGCAGAAUAUCAAGAGGCAGCAGUUCAGGAUUCUUCUCAAAAGUGACUGACAACUGUGACAACAAAAUGAAAGAGGACACAGAAAGAAGCUCUAAAACUGAACCAGGAAAAGCUGAAACUGCAAAUUAUAACUCUCUGAAUAUGAAUGGUCAGUCAAAAAAAUUUGCCACCUGCUCUUCUAAAGCUCUUGCAAAUGAUGUGUGUGGAAAUAGAAAGUCACUGACAGCCAAGUUACUUUUAGAAAGAGUGCAAUCCAAGAAAACCCAAGAACAAAUGCAAGAUUCAGAGAGAUUUUCAAACACUUGUGGGGUAGAGUUGAAGGAUCACUCACAAAGUUACUUUGCUCUUCAGUUUUCAUCAUCAGUAGAUGAAGUUGCAAUGUUACCUUCACCAGAAAAACUGCUAAGAAUAGGUAAAAAUGACACGGGACAUAAUGAAAUCAGUUCAUUGGAAACCAGUGUGAAGAACAACUUUGAAGCAUCAGAGAUAACGGAUGUUGCUCUCUCAACAGGCACUGAUUAUGAUAAUUGUCUUUUUAAAGACAUAAUUCAACUAGGAACAGGCUAUCAGAGCCCAAGCAUAAAAAGGAACUCAGCAAUAAAGGAACAAACCAAUGUCUUCAUUAGUGAAGUACAACCCUUUAUACGAAGCUGUGACCCAGUACCAAAUGCUUUCCCUGGUGCUUUUCCCUCUAAUAGAUAUUCUGUUGUUGCUAAUUCAACGGACACCAAAGAACUACAUGAUGUAAACCUGAACUUGAACUGGGCAGAAGGCAGUUUGGACUCUCUUUGUGAUGAUGCUAUGCAGAAGUAUGAUGACACAGUAAAUGACCCAGAAUUGUACAGUAAAUCCACCUCCCCUCCUUUACCGCAGCAGCCUAUCACGUUUUCACCAGAGGAAGUAGACAAAUACAGGUUGCUGCAGCUGCAAGCCCAGCAGCAUAUGCAGAAACAACUUCUGGCAAAACACCUAAAAGUUUUGCCUGCCCCAGGACCAGCUGCCUUCUCUGCAACACCAGCAGUUCCUGCCUUCCCUGUUCCACAGCAUGCUACUGUCACCACCAUCCACCACACAAUGCUGCAACGCUUUGCUGUCUCAGCAUCUGUACAUCCCCAUGGCAGCCAUCUCUCCCUGGCACACCUCCACCCCCUCUCUCAGGCACAUUUCACCCCGAUAUCACUUUCCCCAUUAGUGCCAGCCCUUAUUCCCACCCACCCUGCUUUCCUGACAGAACACCCAUUGCACUUAGUCUCCGCCACUCCCCUCCACCCGUCCCCACUGACGUCCCCUACACUGCCACACACUGCAUAUAUCCCAGCUUUAUUUACACCACACCUAAAUGCAGCCACACCUUCUGCUAUACAUCCAAAUCCCUUAGUUCAUCCAAUAUUUCAAGGGCAUGACCCCCAUCACCAUUCUUGCUCUAGCCAGACCCAACAGUUACCUACAAUAAAAGAAGUUUUCAGUGUUUCUAGCUAUUUAAACUAG
Chaetura pelagica (chimney swift) is the source of this 4200-nucleotide messenger RNA. RefSeq names its product zinc finger protein 804B (gene ZNF804B). Gene Ontology annotation, cellular component: nucleus. The record is from RefSeq and is a predicted model, not a curated record. The coding region runs from base 1 to 4200 and encodes 1399 amino acids. The transcript has 6 exons. Lineage: Eukaryota; Metazoa; Chordata; Aves; Apodiformes; Apodidae.